Messenger RNA from Coffea arabica (coffee), 828 nucleotides. The record is from RefSeq and is a predicted model, not a curated record. NCBI's taxonomy places the organism in Eukaryota, Viridiplantae, Streptophyta, Magnoliopsida, Gentianales, Rubiaceae.
AUGGCAACCUCGGCUGCCCUUCAGCCUCAGGCUAGAGGGCAUCCAAGCGCUUUGUCACGGCCUUCAUUUCAUAACAAAGCUUUCUCGUCACUUUUUUCUCCAGCAGAUAAACUACCUCUGGAAUUACAAAUAGAUGAGACGACGCGAAGAGGGGAGCCAGCAGUGGUUUUCUCUCCGAUGGAUGUGUCAAAAAUUGCAGCUUCUUUUCAGUUGUCUCUGGUUGGGAAGUUCUCAAAGGGUCGCCCACCCAUGGAGGAUAUUCGUAGGUUUUUCAAGGCAUUGGAUUUGAAAGGUGAAAUAUCAGUGGGUCUUUUAGAUCAGAGGCAUGUGCUGAUCCGUCUUGGUAGUAAGAAGGAUUUCCAUAGACUUUGGGGAAGAAACGUCCGGUAUGUGGUUGGAUGCCCAAUGCGGGUAUUCAAAUGGACUUCAUCAUUCCAUGUAGACAAAGAGCCAUCAACAGUUCCAGUUUGGUUUUCUCUUCCGAAACUACCGAUCCACUUCUUCAAGAAGGAAUGUCUGUUUCACAUAGUCUCUUGCUUGGGUAGGCCAUUGUUCAUGGAUGCUGCAACUACUUCGCUGGCGCGCCCAAGUGUGGCCCGUGUGUGUGUGGAGAUUGACCUGCUGCAGCCUCUCCCCAAAUGGGUGUGGAUUGGAGUUGGGAAAGGUGACCCAGAGGGUUUUUUGCAAGUGCUGGAGCCUGAAAAUUUGUCGUUGUAUUGUUCUUUUUGUUUCUGCCAAGGCCAUGACAUGGGUGGGUGUCAUGUUAAAUACCCAGAGUUGCGGGCAGCUGUGCAGCAUGAAAGCAACAUCAGACAUGAGACACAAUGA